This is a messenger RNA of Racocetra persica, 642 nucleotides long. The record is from the annotation of a GenBank genome assembly. NCBI's taxonomy places the organism in Eukaryota, Fungi, Glomeromycota, Glomeromycetes, Diversisporales, Gigasporaceae.
AUGGAAGCUUUAGGAAAUUAUCUUGGUUUAGAUUUAGAUUUUUUUAAAGCCAUUAGUAAAUACGAUAUUGCAGCGUUUAGUAGACUUAAUGAAAGUGGUUUAGGUGCAGGUGUUAAGGGUUGCUAUCUAAGUCAUUAUGAAAUCUUCGAAUCAAUUAUUAAAAAUGACUAUGAAAGUGCUUUAAUUUUUGAAGAUGACGUGGAUAUAGAACUUAAUAUUACUGAUAUUAUGACUGAAGUUCAUCAUAAUUUACCUGAAGAUUGGGAUAUACUAUACCUUGGCCAUUGUGCUGAGAGAGACAGCAAAUACAUCAAAACCAAUUUAACCGUUCAUGCACUACAUAAAUCGGGAUUUGCACAAUGUUUACACGGCUAUGCAGUUACAGCUAAAGGAGCCAUGAAGUUAAUAGAAAAGCUUAACAUUGAUAAACCAGAAAACCAUGUCGAUAUUGAUAUACCUAAUCUUGUCGUUGCCGGAGAAAUCACUAGCUAUUCUAUUCAUCCGCAAAUUGUUGUGCAGUUUAAAGGUGUGAAUGACAAAUCUGACGUUUCGCCUGGAGCUUUAGGUGGAACAUAUCCUUUAAUGAACUCUACUUUACGUUUUCUUGGAUAUGAUCCAAAUAACCCAAAUGACCCAAUUUGA